UUACAACAACCUCACCUACAACUGCAACUACGCUUCCAUCUACCAUCUCUUCUACAGAAACAACACAAACAACUGAACCUACAACUGUUUACGACAAACUCAUCUACAACUGCAACUCCACUUCCAUCUACUGUCUCUUCUACAGAAACACCACAAACAACUGAACCUACAACUGUGAUUACAACAAACUCACCUACAACUGCAACUACACUUCCAACUACUGUCUCUUCUACAGAAACAACACAAACAACUGAAGCUACAUCUGUGGUUACAACAAACUCACCUACAACUGCAACUACACUUCCAACUACUGUCUCUUCUACAGAAACAACACAGACAACUGAACCUACAACUGUAGUUACAACAACCUCACCUACAACUGCAACUACGCUUCCAUCUACCAUCUCUUCUACAGAAACAACACAAACAACUGAACCUACAACUGUGGUUACGACAAACUCAUCUACAACUGCAACUCCACUUCCAUCUACUGUCUCUUCUACAGAAACAACACAAACAACUGAACCUACAACUGUGAUUACAACAAACUCACCUACAACUGCAACUACACUUCCAACUACUGUCUCUUCUACAGAAACAACACAAACAACUGAAGCUACAUCUGUGGUUACAACAAACUCAACAACAUCCCUACAUACAACAAAUACAACCCCAAACACAACUCAGUCAGUUUUUUUUAGUUUUUCCAGCGAUGAAACCUUUGUGGCUGAUCUGGAAACUCCAACUUCAGCGGUAUAUAAAUCCAGAGAAAAGCAAGUCUUAACUGAGUUGGAGCCGUUAUUUAAAAACCAGUUCCCCUCCUUCAUUAGCCUGCUAGUUAUUAAGUUCCGUCGUGGUUCAAUCAUCACUGACCUGAAUUUGACAUUUGGAGCCGAAUUACCCAAUACAGAGGACAUAAAAAGCACUAUUUGGCAAGCCAAUGCCACUCUUAAUAUCACCAGUGUAACAGUAAUGGAGCCCACCACCACAACCAGCACCACAACACCUAUAACCACACCUACCACAACCACAACCACACCUAUUACAAUCGGCACCACAACCACCCCUGACACAACAACAACCGCCACCACAACCACACCUGACACAACAACAACCGCCACCACAACCACACCUAAUACAACAACAACAGCCGCCACAACCACACCUAAUACAACAACAAUCGCCACCACAACAACAACCACACCUAACACAACAACAACCGCCACCACAACCACACCUAAUACAACAACAAUCGCCACCACAACAACAACCACACCUACCACAAACACAACCACACCUAUUACAACAACAACAACAACCAACACACCUAACACAACAACAACCACCACCACAACCACACCUAAUACAACAACAACCGCCACCACAACAACAACCACACCUAAUACAACAACAACCGCCGCCACAACCACAACCACACCUAAUACAACAACAACAGCCGCCACAACCACACCUAAUACAACAACAAUCGCCACCACAACAACAACCACGCCUAACACAACAACAACCGCCGCCACAACCACAACCACACCUAAUACAACAACAACAGCCGCCACAACCACACCUAAUACAACAACAAUCGCCACCACAACAACAACCACACCUAACACAACAACAAUCGCCACCACAACAACAACCACACCUAACACAACAACAACUGCCACCACAACAACAACCACACCUAAUACAACAACAAUCGCCACCACAACAACAACCACACCUACCACAAACACAACCACACCUUUUACAACAACAACCGCCACCACAACCACAACCACACCUAACACAACAACAACUGCCACCACAACAACAACCACACCUAAUACAACAACAAUCGCCACCACAACAACAACCACACCUAAUACAACAACAAUCGCCACCACAACCACACCUAAUACAACAACAAUCGCCACCACAACAACAACCACACCUACCACAAACACAACCACACCUAUUACAACAACAACAACAACCACACCUAAUACAACAACAACCGCCACCACAACCACACCUAAUACAACAACAACCGCCACCACAACAACAACCACACCUAAUACAACCACAACUGCCGCCACAACCACAACCACACCUAAUACAACAACAACAGCCGCCACAACCACACCUAAUACAACAACAAUCGCCACCACAACCACACCUGACACAACAAUCGCCACCACACCUAACACAACAAUCGCCACCACAACAACAACCACACCUAACACAACAACAACCGCCACCACAACCACAACCACAACCACAACCACACCUAAUACAACAACAAUCGCCACCACAACAACAACCACACCUAACACAACAAUCGCCACCACACCUAAUACAAUAACAACAACAGACAACCUUAAUACAACAACAACCACAACCACACCUAAUACAACAACCACCACCACCACAACAACCACACCCAAUACAACAACAACAGCCAACCUUAAUACAACAACCACCACCACCACAACCACACCUAAUACAACAACAACCGCCACCACAACAACAGCCAAACCUAAUACAACUACCACCAGCCCUACUAUAACAACAAAAGCAACAACAACAACAACUACAACUACAACAACAACCACCCACACAACUCCAACUACAACAACCACAACAUCAACAACUCCAACUACAACCACCACCACCACCACAACAACAACUCCAACUACAACCACCACAACAACAACUCCAACUACAACCACCACCACAACAACAGCACCAGCACGUCCUCUGCCAACUGUAGCCAUACAGAUUGUUAUUAUAGAGGUUUUUACUCCAGCACUGGCACACCCAGAAACUACAGAAUUUAAAGAACUAGCCGCAAGAGUGGAGACUAUGUUUGAUGAAGUCUAUAAAAAAAAGUUUGGGCCUCGUUUCAUCAGGACCAUCGUGAUUGCAUUCAUAGCUGUUGCCAGAACCCGGGCAGAAUCGAAUGUACAGGCGGAGGUUGAGUUGGUGUUUAGUGAAGCGUCCACUGAACCGAUCCCCAGCAACACUGAAAUUGUGCAGACUCUAAAAGAAGCAGCUGUUAAUUCAACUGCAGGCUUCAACCUCACCCUUGAUGCCGCCACUAUUACUGUCAUUAAAUCAGUGAAGAUAAUUCCACUGACAAUCCUCACCAAUGGAACCUUUGUGGCUGUUCUUUCAAAUAAAAAUUCUACUGAAUUUCAGAACAGAGCUUCGAUGAUAAAAGCAGGGCUUGAACCUUUUUUCCUGGCUGAUUAUCCAACAUCAUUCAGCACCAUAUCCGUAACAAACUUCAGUGAUGCCAGUGUAAAAUUAAGGAGUGUGCCAACAAUCCGAAACUCCAUGGAUCUUGUAUUCGGAGUGGACGCCGUUCUACCCAAUAGCACCCAGAUAGUGAACACUGUAGUACGAGCAGCCAGAAACAACACGUUACCCUUCCAGAUCUUCACUUCUUCAAUCAUAAUAAAUGGAACCGAAUUUUCGUCAGGUGAAGUCAGCAGCAGGGUCAGUGUGUUGACCGCUUCAGUCCUGGUUGCUGUGUCGCUUCUGGUUCCAUGGUUUAACUGGGCGUAACCACUCAGGCCAAUAUAACUGAUUCAGACGGGUCUGAAUCUUGCCUUCAGCUCAAGUGAAGGACUCAAAUGAAGCUGACGAUGCUACUUAAUGAGUAGUGAUAAAAGUUUAUAUUUAAUUAAUAUAAUCCUAUUUAUAUAAUAUAAUGCAUUCCAUAUUGGUUCUGGAUCUUCAUGUUCCUGCAUGUUUUGGUAAAUUUUCUUCAGAAAGUACGCUUUACUAUUAUAUCCCACAACUGUUCCUUUUAGUAAGGACAUUUUUGAAACACAUUACACAUUAUUGAUUUCUCAGUAAAGGUAUCAAGAAACAGUUAAAAAACAACAACCACAUUUCAGCUGAUUUUCAGUUUUAUUAAUAUGACGACUUUAAAAUCAGCCAUCCUCAGAUCAUAUCUCGCUGCUUCAGUUAGAUUACUAUACAUAUUAAAACAGAACCAUAAUACUAUGCAUAUUUAAAAUAAAACUCUACUGUGUGCUGACAGAGGGAAAUGGGUGAUUUAAAAAGUUUGAUCUCUUUAGAAGAUUCCACUUUAUUUUUGAGAUUUCAAGGUCAAACUGUUGUCUCAUACACACAUACCUUUGAAAUGCAGCAUAGCGGCUCUUCUGAAACCGAAUGCAAGCCAUGCAUUUGAAAAUGUUAAAGUUCAUUUUUAUGCUGGCUGACUCUGAACAGUCUGGAACUGGAGUGAAAGGAUAAAGUGUUUCAAUGCUAAUGAAACCUGUAAAGUGACUCUGCAGAAUGACAAAUAGCUACAGGAUAUGACAUCAAUCUAGGGGAGAAGCUUGGGUCUGAUAAUAUUACAUAUUAACUACAAAAACAACACGCUUCUAAGUCAAAUGCAAAAUUUCAUGCACUUGUAUCAUACCAGUAUUUUCUAAAUUAUUUAUUCUAGAAAAAAAUCUAUCUAAUAUUUCCAAAGUUAAUUUAAUUCUGAACUCUAAGGGAUUUUCUGGGAAAUGUAUUGCUUGUUGAUAUUGUGCACACUAAACCAUGUAAUGGGUAGCAAGAGCACAAGUUAGAUAUCAGACUGUAUGGAUAUAUAAGUUUGUAUAUAUAUUUCAAUUCUGUAUAUGUAUUAUUUAUAACUUUUCCGGAUAACAGUCAAUGUUGCAUCUAUGUGCUAAAUAUAACAAGUGCAAAUAUAACAGUGAUAAAUAAAAUCAAUCAUUUUCA
Cyprinus carpio (common carp) is the source of this 4737-nucleotide messenger RNA. RefSeq names its product mucin-2-like. Lineage: Eukaryota; Metazoa; Chordata; Actinopteri; Cypriniformes; Cyprinidae. The record is from RefSeq and is a predicted model, not a curated record.